GCCCGGCUUGCCCCCAGAGCGGCGGCCGCGGGGGUUCUGGACUUGGUAGCCGCUUCCUGAGCCGCGGGGAUGGAGGCGUCGCGCUGCCGGCUCGGACCCCGCGGGGACAGUGCCUUUGAAGAUGAGACCAUGAAACUUCGACAGCUGAAACUAGAUAAUCAGAGAGCCCUGCUGGAGAAGAAGCAGAGAAAAAAGCGCCUUGAGCCGCUCAUGGUACAACCAAAUCCAGAAGCCAGGCUACGUCGAUCAAAGCCAAGAGGUAGCGAGGAGCAAACUCCUUUGGUGGAACCUCAUACCCCACAGAAUGAGGUCAUCCUACAUGGCAUUGAUGGUCCAGCUGCCUUCUUGAAGCCAGAUGCUCAAGAUUUGGAAACCAAACUUCAUGUUGUCUCAGUAGACUCUUCUGCUGUGGAAGAGGAUACCGAAGGAAGUGUUGAUGGAGAAGGCGCUUUGGAUACUGUGUCCAAGCCAGAUCUCCAGGAGAUUCUCCAAAAACAUGGUAUCUCAGGUAGUUUGAACUUUGAUGAAGAGGAGACCGAUGGGGAGGAAGAAGGAAAAAAAUUAUGUCAUUCACCAUAUUCAGUGGCAGAGAGACCCAAUUCUGCUUCUAGCCAGAAAUCAACCACAGAUACAGGAGCUUCUGGUUCUGCAUCCCAACAAACUGAUAACCAGCUGGGAGAAGUGGAGAAUUUAGAGGACUUUGCAUAUAGUCCUGCCCCUCGGGGUAUUACAGUAAAGUGUCGGAUAACCAGGGAUAAAAAAGGAAUGGACAGGGGUCUCUUCCCCACUUACUAUAUGCACUUGGAAAAGGAUGAAAAUCGGAAGAUAUUUCUUCUUGCAGGUAGAAAGCGGAAAAAGAGCAAAACAUCUAACUACCUUAUUUCCACUGAUCCAACAGAUUUAUCUCGUGAAGGGGAAAGUUAUAUUGGCAAGCUCAGAUCCAACCUCAUGGGGACCAAGUUUACAGUUUAUGACCAUGGUGUCAGCCCAACCAAGGCCCAAGGCCUGGUAGAAAAGGCCUAUGUCCGGCAGGAGUUGGCAGCCAUCUGUUACGAAACAAAUGUACUUGGAUUUAAAGGUCCUAGGAAAAUGUCUGUGAUCAUUCCAGGGAUGAAUAUGAAUCACGAACGGAUCCCAUUUCAGGCACGAAAUGACCACGAGAGCUUGCUUUCCAAAUGGCAAAACAAAACCAUGGAGAACUUGAUUGAACUGCACAACAAGGCCCCGGUCUGGAAUGAUGACACACAGUCCUAUGUCCUGAACUUCCAUGGCCGGGUCACUCAGGCAUCUGUGAAGAACUUUCAGAUAGUCCAUGACAAUGACCCUGACUACAUAGUCAUGCAGUUUGGACGUGUGGCAGACGAUGUGUUCACCCUGGACUACAACUACCCGCUGUGUGCACUUCAGGCCUUUGCCAUUGGCCUUUCUAGCUUUGACAGCAAGCUAGCCUGUGAAUGAGGGAAACAGCGGCGCCGAACUUUCUCACUCAGAGCUUUCAGAAGCCAAUAAUUGCCUCCUUUGCUUUUGCCCCAGGACAUGAAGAGCGAUAGGCUGCCCCUUUGGGAGUCAUCCCUGAAUGUAUGUAUAUGUGUCUAUACACAUGUGCGUGUUUACACAUAUGCCUAUGUGUACACACACACAUAUGUACACACACACUCAACUUCUCUGGGUUUUACAGACCCAGACAAUGAUCACAGCUUAACAUGGGUGAGAGGCUAUUCACAGCACAGGGGUUCUUUUUUUUUUUUUAAAUAAAUUAAUUUUUAUUGUUCAAUUUACCAACAUACAGAAUAACACCCAGUGCUCAUCCUGUCAAGUGUCCCCCUCAGUGCCCGUCACCCAUUCACCCCCACCCCCCGCCCUCCUCCCCUUCCACCACCCCUAGUUCAUUUCCCAGAGUUAGGAGUCUUUAUGUUCUGUGUCCCUUUCUGAUAUUUCCCACACAUUUCUUCUCCCUUCCCUUAUAUUCCCUUUCACUAUUAUUCAUAUUCCCCAAAUGAAUGAGAACAUACACUGUUUGUCUUUCUCCGAUUGACUUACUUCACUCAGCAUAAUACCCUCCAGUUCCAUCCACGUUGAAGCAAAUGGUGGGUAUUUGUCGUUUCUAAUGGCUGAGUAAUAUUCCAUUGUAUAUAUAAACCACAUCUUCUUUAUCCAUUCAUCUUUCGAUGGACACUGAGGCUUCUUCCACAGUUUGGCUAUUGUGGACAUGGCUGCUAGAAACAUCGGGGUGCAGGUGUCCCAGUGUUUCAUUGCAUCUGAAUCUUUGGGGUAAAUCCCCAACAGUGCAAUUGCUGGGUCGUAGGGCAGGUCUAUUUUUAACUCUUUGAGGAACCUCCACACAGUUUUCCAGAGUGGCUGCACCAGUUCACAUUCCCACCAACAGUGUAAGAGGGUUCCCUUUUCUCCGCAUCCUCUCCAACAUUUGUUGUUUCCUGCCUUGUUAAUUUUCCCCAUUCUCACUGGUGUGAGGUGGUAUCUCAUUGUGGUUUUGAUUUGUAUUUCCCUGAUGGCAAGUGAUGCAGACAGCACAGGGGUUCUUGUCCAGAGCACAUUGGUAACUCCUGAGGCUGUUGCCCCACAGAUUCAGACCUUGAGAGCCAGACUUCCUAUGCUUGGAGACAUGCAGCUAGAAUCAGGUCUAAUGAUUAAAUACUUGGGUCUUUUUUUUUUUUUUUUUUUGAAGACCUUUCCAGAGUGGGACAGUUCCCUAAAUUGCCUUUAGUCUUCAGGUCUGCACAUUUUUUCCAUAAAUGGCCAGAGAGUCCUUCACAGCUGCUAAGCUUUGUUGUAUUACAAGCACAGCCAUGGCCAGUUCAUAAACCAGUGAGUGUGGCUGUGUCCCACUGAAACGUUCUUUACAAAAAACAGGCAGCAGGCCAGAUUUGGCCUGGGGACUGGGUUGCUGGCCCCUGCUCCAGAUAUAUUUCUUUACGCUAUGGGCCUCUCGGCAUCUUCCAGAAUGGGCCUGUGGUCAUGAUGUCAUAUGAGUGGGAAAUGGACAACUCUAGGAAGCAACAGUCCCACGGACUGGAUCCAAAAAGGUACUCAGUUCCAUCCACAUAGCUUUUACCUUAUUUUUUAAAAUGUAUUUUUAUUAUUUUUUUUAAAGUAUGCUUUAUGGGCAGCCCGGGUGGCUCAGCGGUUUAGCGCCGCCUUCGGCCCAGGGCCUGAUCCUGGAGUCCCGGGAUCGAAUCCCACAUCAGGCUCCCUGCAUGGAGCCUGCUUCUCCCUCUGACUGUGUCUCUGCCUCUCUCUCUCUCUCUCACAUAAAUCAAUCAAUCAAUCAAUCAAUCAAUCAAUCUUAAAAAAAAAAGUAUGCUUUACAUCCAACAUGGAACUUAAACUCACGACUCUGAGAUCAAAAGUCAUGUGUUCUACUGGCCAAGCUGGCCAGGUACCCCUUAAAUUUUUUUAAUUAAAAAAAUAAAAUAAAAUAAAAUAUUUAAAUUUUAUUUUACUCUUUUUCAAGUAAGUUUUAUGUCCAUGUGUGGCUUUUUAAAUUUUUUAUUUUUAUUUUUAUUUUUUUUGAAAAGUAAACGUUGUGUUUACUUUGUUUUGGUGAUGAUGGCUUCUAGAGCAUCAUUUACCUUCAGAACUGGGAAAAACCCCAACUCAGUGAUCAUUUUGAGUCCACACAGGUAGCCUAAUUCUGUGUCCUGCUGGAAGUACCCAAGGUGGGGAGACAGUGUCAGCCACUUCACCAGCCUACGAGAAGAAUUUAAUGCUCACUUGGAAACAAAUCUAGUAUCGUCUGGUCCUGAUCAAAGGGAAUGUGGCAUUUGUGAGAGCUAUCUUGCUUUCCUUGUGGGGCUUGAAGGCAUGGAUGUCAGCGUGCCCCUCUUCCCUCUCUUCCCUUGGAGCCGGUUGGCUGGUAGCAAUCGCAGUCAAAACUGCUGUGACCAAAUUUGUGAUCAGUGCUGUGAGAACCGUAUUGUCUUAAUUUCAGUUGAGGCUGAAAGCAUAAACUCUAGAGGUGACUUAGUCUAAUGAAGCCUGAGAGUAAUAUGACAGUGGCCUUCAUUUCCAAUCCAGGAGUGCCUCCUACAGCCAUCUUACUACGGAGCCAUUAGCAUAGAAGGACACACAUACCCUGUAGACCAUGUGAGAGGUAAGAGGACAUCCUGUAUCAACACUUGUCAUUGUCAUUAUCCAGAGAGGCGGCAGGGAAGCUUUGGUGAAGAUCCACUAGCUGACUGAGCUCCACAGACCUUGUUAGGCAGAGCUUUGGGCCUUUCUUCUUAACAUAAAUAUUAUCAGCUCCCUAAAGCCUGGCUUAUUGGUACAGAUCAUGCUCCUGUCACUUUUCCUCACAGAUCACAAGAGUUUUGCCAAGUCUUUCAGAUAAUUAGCACUUCCUAACAAGUCAUAGGACUCUGCUUGCUACCGUUCCGCAGUCUCAGAAUGCCUCUGAAUCUUGAGAAUCCAGGAACUUUGUGAGUUCUGCAUUCAGCAUCGGUCACCUCCGAAGCCUGUAUGCACCAAACUCUUUGUCAGUAUGGGGCAAGGAAUCAGAGGUGCUUGUUCCAUUAUAUUUCCCUCCUGUAGAAUUCCUUUUUGGCUCUGCUUCCUGUUGGUCCUUGCUCCAAAUCAAAUAGCCAUGCGAAGGAAAGAGAUGUGGGAGAUGAAAAGACUCUGCUCAUCCCCUGCUGGCAAGUCCUACCUGCUUUGUUUUGACAUGAUUGGUUUCCAUCUCAGGCAUGCUUCCCAUCAAGUGCCUCAUUCAUAGAAGUGCCCUAAAGCCCUUCAGACCUCUGGCACCACCGUCCUGAUGUACUGUGUGACCCGCCCUGGUCGAAAACAGAAAGCUGUUCACUGCUCUCCAGCUGCAGUAGAUGACAGUGUCUGGGGACAGGGAGCCUGAUGGGGCGACUGGAUCUAAUCCUGCUUCCUCCUGCUCUGUCUGGCUCUGAGACACCUAUACCCCAGCUUCAUGUACUCUCUGCUUGAGUAUACAGGUGAUUGGUUUUAUAUAAAUCAUAUUUAUACCUUUUGUAUGCUACAGAAAUA
Nyctereutes procyonoides (raccoon dog) is the source of this 5010-nucleotide messenger RNA. It is a transcript of the gene TULP3, whose product is annotated as TUB like protein 3. Bases 70 to 1458 code for a protein of 462 amino acids. Lineage: Eukaryota; Metazoa; Chordata; Mammalia; Carnivora; Canidae. Gene Ontology annotation, cellular component: cilium. The record is from RefSeq and is a predicted model, not a curated record. The transcript is spliced from 11 exons. Gene Ontology annotation, biological process: protein localization to cilium.